AUGGCGGCCACAGCGUCCCUGAAGAGCAGCCUUCUCCUCCCGUCUCCUAUCUCCGACUUCAGCGGCGCAGCCAUCUCCAUCUCAGCGCAGAAGAGGAGAUCAUCAUGGCAGCCAAGGGGGGCGAGGGUACAGGUCUCGGCGGCAGCUGACUCCAAGAACAUUCUGGUGAUGGGGGGAACAAGGUUCAUUGGGGUCUUCCUGUCCAGGAUCCUUGUCAAGGAGGGCCAUCAGGUUACGUUGUUCACUAGGGGAAAGGCACCCAUAACUCAGCAGCUGCCAGGGGAGUCUGACGCAGAGUACGCAGAGUUCUCCUCCAAGGUUCAGCACUUGAAAGGUGACAGGCAGGACUUCGAAUUUGUCAAGUCAAGCCUUGCUGCUAGGGGAUACGAUGUCGUUUACGACAUCAAUGGACGUGAGGCUGUCGAAGUUGAGCCUAUAAUUGACGCCUUGCCUAACCUGGAACAGUACAUAUAUUGCUCAUCGGCAGGAGUAUACCUGAAAUCUGACAUUCUUCCGCACUGUGAGGUUGACGCGGUGGACCCCAAGAGCCGUCACAAGGGAAAGCUGGAGACGGAGAAACUGCUGACGUCGCGCGGCGUGAACUGGACGUCCAUCAGGCCCGUGUACAUCUACGGCCCGCUCAACUACAACCCCGUGGAGGAGUGGUUCUUCCACCGGCUCAAGGCCGGCCGCCCCAUCCCCAUCCCCGGCGCCGGUAACCAGAUCACCCAGCUCGGCCAUGUCAAGGAUCUGGCAAGAGCCUUCAACCUGGUGCUCGGCAACCCCAAGGCGAGCCAGCAGAUCUUCAACAUCUCCGGGGCCAAGUACGUCACAUUCGACGGCCUUGCGCGGGCCUGCGCAAAGGCUGGAGGGUUCCCUCAGCCGGAGCUCGUCCACUACAACCCCAAGGACUUCGACUUCGGCAAGAAGAAGGCUUUCCCCUUCAGGGACCAGCACUUCUUUGCAUCUGUGGAGAAGGCGAUCAGCGAGCUCGGGUGGACGCCGGAGUUCGACCUCGUCGAGGGGCUCACCGACUCGUACAACCUCGACUUCGGCCGCGGCACGUUCCGGAAGGCGGCUGACUUUACUACAGACGACAUGAUCCUCGACAAGAAGCUUGCCACCGUCUGA
Miscanthus lutarioriparius is the source of this 1131-nucleotide messenger RNA. The record is from the annotation of a GenBank genome assembly. Lineage: Eukaryota; Viridiplantae; Streptophyta; Magnoliopsida; Poales; Poaceae.